This is a messenger RNA of Marchantia polymorpha subsp. ruderalis, 385 nucleotides long. NCBI's taxonomy places the organism in Eukaryota, Viridiplantae, Streptophyta, Marchantiopsida, Marchantiales, Marchantiaceae. The record is from the annotation of a GenBank genome assembly.
CGUCCCUUCCAUCACAUCAGUGAGUACCGGAUUACCGUGAGUUACCGGAUUGCUUCCGACUACUACUGCACUUCACACAAGUCUCUCUCGCCGGUAAUCGCCGUCCGCAGUAGUUUCACGUCGACGUCCGUCCAUUUGUGAGGCCACGAAUACCCCUCCCACGUCAGAUGCCGUCAUCUGACGGCCUCUUUUCACUGUACCGAUUUGACGCGGUUUCCAUCCAUCACUGCGUUCCUCUUGCCCCAACCACAGUCGAAGGUCCGAACUCCCCUCCCCUCACCCCACUUGCGGUAGCUAGAAUAUUCCAGAAAAUCCGUCAAAGCCGGACCGCCAAGCGUUUGCAUUCGACGUCCGGCAGAAUUAUGCACAAUGUGCACUAACUCGG